This is a messenger RNA of Protopolystoma xenopodis, 1458 nucleotides long. The record is from the annotation of a GenBank genome assembly. Lineage: Eukaryota; Metazoa; Platyhelminthes; Monogenea; Polystomatidea; Polystomatidae.
GCUCCUCGACUGCUACUUCCACCGACUGUAGCUGCCUCCGGCGGUCGGGUCAUCACCUCCUCGUCGCCGGCUACCUACUUGGGCCUCUCGAACGACCAGACUGGCGAUCAACUGCAAGAGCAUGAGCUUGACUUUCCGGCUGAUCACUUGGAGCCAGUCUGUUCUGACCUGCUCGCGGCUGCCUCUCUCGACACGGCCUGUUUUGUUCCGCGUUCCUUCAUCUCGCCCAAUGAUCGGGCGACUAUGCGCUCGGGCCAGCUGGUCGAAGCGAGGUGUCGCAAGCGAAAAUCAGGUCCUGUCGUGGGCGCUCUAAUGGACGCGGGCAAUGAGGUGGAUCUGAUCGAGGUGGAGCAAGAGGGGCUGGUCAGAUCCCGACGAGACGGCAUUGUUGGCUGCGACGAUAGUGACGAUGAAGUGGAGGAGGACGAGAUCGAGGACGAGGACGAGGACGAGGACGAGGAGGAGGAGGCUGGUGUAAGAGGCUCUUACAGGCGGUCGUGUGCAACCUCUCGGACGAUGGCAGCUCAGCGAUCCUCGGCCAACGGGGUUUUGCAUCGACGCAAGACUCGAGUGUCUCGUGCCAAUCUCCGACGUCACAUUUCGCCUCGCCUCGCCUCGCCUACCGUCACAUCGCGGGCCGCCCGACGACCGGGUCGACCCUUGAAGCGUGCACCGGUUGAGCGCGACACCGACUGGCCGUCAGUGCAUUGGUGUUCCGGCAACUUGGACGGUUUCGGCAUGGACAGGCUGGAACGCGUGGAAGCCUGUGCCAUGGCAGGCAAAGAGGGCAAUCCGUCUGGUUGUGGUGAAGAUGACGACGAUGCUGCAAGCACCGUCUGCGCCGAGGUCAAGACGGGACCGGCACAUCGACGCUCGAGUCGUCUUCGUCUGGGCACUCGAAAGGCGUUGGAGAGCGCAGAGUUGGCGCUGCGAAAGCGACCUCGACGUCGGCGUCGACAACCGGCCGCCUCGACGUUGUCUACAUCGCCUGGCGCCAGUCUGGCGGCGACUGUCGCCUCGACUUCAGCCUUCACCGUCGGUCGAGCGGCCAGAGGCCGACAACCAACCGGUGGACGUGCCCUGGCGGCUGCGGCACCGGUUGCGUCUCGGCGUGGCCGACGUCCCAGCGUUGCAGGCGGUCUCAAAAGCCAAACGCAUAACGUUGCCAGAGGUUGGGAGCCGAUGCGGGCAAGACGUCCUGUUGGCCGAUGGUCCACUCGCCUCUCCACCGCCAAACCGGCCCCGGCUACGGACACAAGUCGGCCUCGUGUUCGCCAGCAGUCGACGGUCUCCUCCGCUUCGUCCAUCUCUUCCUCGUCUUCUUCGUCUUCGUCUUCGUCUUCGUUUCCUUCUCUGUCUUCUGCUAACGCCACAUCCUCUCUUCCCUUGCCUGGCCAGCAUAGGCACAGCCUACGCCGUGCCCAAUGGCCCGGUAGGCAUUUGCAAUAUCGACUCUAG